Messenger RNA from Exaiptasia diaphana, 1483 nucleotides. Its product is annotated as neural cell adhesion molecule 1-like. NCBI's taxonomy places the organism in Eukaryota, Metazoa, Cnidaria, Anthozoa, Actiniaria, Aiptasiidae. The record is from RefSeq and is a predicted model, not a curated record. The coding region runs from base 143 to 1210 and encodes 355 amino acids. The transcript has 5 exons.
GUCCGUAAUAGCGAGAGUUGAUCGUCACGGUUCACGCAAGAAUCAUUACACAACACGUGGUGCCGACUAGAAAAGGCGCUGCUGCUUACGAGGAUUAAACAAGUUCCUCUUCGGAGAAAACGAUCAAGCUAAUUUGGAAGUUAUGACUGGACUUGAUCACUCAAAUUGUGUAGUCAUCAAAAUCAUCAUUUUUCGAUUAUUGCACGUUUUUCUAGACAGCAAGCAAAAUACAAGCUGUGGACGUGGUGCAUGGCUUUUCAUUAUUAUUGAGAUGUGGCUUUUGUCAACAGGUGUGCAGUGUUUUCAAUGGAUUGCUGAACCGUCCAACCAUACAAUCACUGAAUCUGGUAAAAAUGUCAGUAUAUCCUGGCGGUACGUAUUGGAAAAUGGCGAGCAACCCAUCAGCUCGAAGAUUUACAACGACGGCGAAAAAACAAUUACUAUAGCGACAAUGAAUAUACUAAAAAAAAAGUACCUUCUCAAUGAAGAGUAUGAUGGAGCAGCGAAAGCGAUUUCUGAAAAUUCUACAGUGACAUUGGAAUUUUUCUUCAUAAAAAAGAAUUUGGCUGAUAAAGAAUUUUGUAUUCAUAUGGCGAUUUCCGUAUAUCGGGCGACAAAAGAAUUUUCAAAAGAAUAUAGAAGCUGUACUAAGUUAUCAGUGUAUGUUCAUCCAAGAAUUGUAUAUCACUCGCACAACAUAAUCAAACCUAAUGGUAGCACUGUGGAACUGAAAUGCAAUGCAACUGGCGAUCCAGAACCAUCAAUUACCUGGACAAAAGUGACAAAUAACUCCGUAUUGACAAAUUCUUCACUGAUGACAGUGAAUAUCACUCAACAAGCAUUUGGAGAAUACUGCUGUAUUGCAGACAACAAAUACGCAAAUGAUACAUAUUGUAUAACGAUUGGAGAUCCACUAUUGUCGAAUACUGCGCCAACUAAUUACACAAUGAUAAACAACAGCGUGACUAUUAUUUGUCUGGCUACAGGAAUCCCAAUUCCUACAAUAGAAUGGACUAACCUUUCAGGCAAUAUAAUCCACCAAUCAAAAGAUGGCAAUUACACUAUUCCUUUUAAACAAUGCAAAAAUGAAACAUGGACAUAUUACUGUAGGGCGUGGAGCAUCACGGGAAAAACACCGAAUAAAAAAAUCAGUGUAUACGUGAAUACCAUGAUGCAACAUUGUAAACAAACCUCCACAGGUAAGACAUGAACUAUUGACUGUGAACUACGAGGUAAGCAUUAGCCUUCGAUCCCGUCGGUCUUAAUUCCAUUAAAACGAUCCAGUAUCGCAGGAAAUUAUUGUUAACAAACAGAAUAUUUGGAUCUCUUUUUGACACCUCAAACAAAAAAAUCCUCACAUCUCACGAGAAGGAAAUUAAAAUCAAGUGAAUAAACAUUAAAAAUUUGCUAAUCAGCCUAAUGACAGGAAGCAGAUGCGGCGGCGAUUUGUUAUUAAGUAAAUGCAAAUACUUAAAACGUGAAA